Molecule: messenger RNA, 1795 nt
Organism: Drosophila willistoni
Lineage: Eukaryota; Metazoa; Arthropoda; Insecta; Diptera; Drosophilidae
Gene: Idh3g
Product: isocitrate dehydrogenase [NAD] subunit gamma, mitochondrial
Exons: 7
Coding region: 116-1324 (402 amino acids)
Biological process (GO): tricarboxylic acid cycle; isocitrate metabolic process
Cellular component (GO): mitochondrion
Source: RefSeq, a predicted model, not a curated record
UAUGUUCUCGUUUUGGCCAGGGCAACAAGAAUUUAAAGCGCAUUUGGCCAAUUUGCUAAUAAUUUGCGAAAAAAAGGAAAAACAAUAAAUAGUUCAACCUUUUUUCAUUAAAAACAUGGCUCUACGCUUGACACAAAGGUUACUGCAGACGCAGACCCCCUUCCUAACCCGCGGCUAUCCGUUGCUUGUGACCAAAGAGAAGACUGAGGAUGUGGCUCACACCAAAUCGACGCUGCAUAAGAAAGUCACGGGAACAGAUAUCCCUUCGGCUCAGUAUGGCGGACGCCAUGGAGUUACCAUGCUGCCUGGCGGCGGCAUCGGUCCCGAACUGAUGACCUAUGUGCGUGAGAUAUUCCGGUACUGCGGAGCUCCCAUUGAUUUCGAGGUUAUCGACAUUGAUCCAUCCACGGAGGGCAACGAUGAUUUGGAGUAUGCCAUCACUUCCAUCAAGCGUAACGGUGUGGCCCUUAAGGGUAAUAUUGAGACCAAAUCACAAAGUCUCGCGGAGGUGUCUCGUAAUGUGGCCAUUCGUAAUGAGCUGGAUCUCUAUGUAAAUGUGGUGCACUGCAAGUCCUAUCCUGGCAUUCCUGCGCGCCACCAAAACGUUGACGUUGUGCUGAUUCGUCAGAACACAGACGGCGAAUACGCCAUGUUGGAGCACGAAUCGGUCCGCGGUGUGGUCGAGAGCAUGAAGGUCGUAACUGUGGAAAAUGCUGAGCGUGUCGCCCGCUAUGCCUUUGAAUAUGCCCGCCAGAAUAACCGCAAGAAGGUCACCACCAUUCACAAAGCCAACAUCAUGAAGCUAUCCGAUGGCCUGUUCUUAGAGGUGGCGAACCGAGUGCACAAGGAUUACCCCGAACUGGAGCAUAACAACAUGAUUAUUGACAACACUUGCAUGCAGGCCGUAUCGAAUCCCCAUCAGUUUGAUGUCAUGAAUAUGACCAAUUUAUAUGGUACCAUUGUAUCGAAUGUGAUUUGCGGUCUUAUUGGCGGCGCUGGUUUGCUUUCUGGCAGAAAUUAUGGUGAUCAUUAUGCCAUCUUUGAGCCUGGCACCCGUAAUACAGGUACAGCCAUUGCUGGCAAGAAUAUUGCCAAUCCAGUGGCCAUGAUCAAUGCCAGUAUUGAUAUGUUGAAUCACUUGGGUCACAAGGAACAUGCUAAUGUCAUCUAUGAUGCCACCUAUCAGACAAUUGUAAAAGAUGCCAUACGCACACCCGAUUUGGGUGGCAAUCAUUCGAGCACCGAUGUUGUUGAGAAUAUACUCAAAAUCUUGAGUGCCAAGCGUGUGAAUUGGCCACAUGGAAACUAUUUCAACCAAUUUUAGGCAAAAACAAAAAAAAAAAAGAAUCAAGAGAAAAAGAAUAUUAAGAUAAUAGACCAAAAUUUAUUAACCCUCAACUAAGCCAAUUUGAUCGAACUGUUAUACAGGCUGUUUUAAUUGUUUUGUACUCCCCGCCCCAAAAAAAAAAUUGCGUUGCUUUUACCCGCUACCGCCCUCCCUCCAAAUGGCUAAGUGUUAUAUUGUGUGUUCUGUGCACAUCCGAUGUCCAAAAAAAGUGUUAAAUAUUCCAGAUUUCUCCUGCCGACGCACUAUCCCCUCUCCCCAGAUACGUUUCAGCACUUGUAUGACCCUGCAAUAUAAUGCUCUUUUAAACAAACUUUUUACAUAUAAAUUUAGAUUUUUCUCCAAUUUUGUAUUAUUUUUAUUUGAUUUAUACCGAAUCCUUCCAACCUGAAUUUCAAUUGUAAAUUAUAUAUAUUUGAAAAAUAAUUCUAAUAUUCGCCAAAACAACAA